AUGACGUCGCCCGCAGCACAACCCCGCCCCGGCUCGGCAGCAAAUGAUGAUCUCGACGACCUGUUCAAUUAUGACGCAUCCAUGGAUGACAUCUUCAACGAGAUAGACACCAGCCGACCCAGCGGCGAUCACUCAGGACAAGCGAGCAAACAGAACACGACGACUCUGGGCAUUGACGAAGAAGUCACGGUCGCAAAGAAGAGGCAACCGAUUGCGAAACUUGACGAAGCCCGCCUGCUUUCUGCAGCCGGUAUUCCGAGAUUGCGCAGGAUCUCCAAGGAAAAACUCAGGUUCAAAGGAAAAGGCCACGAGUUUUCGGAUGUUGCGCGUCUCCUGAACAUGUACCAGCUGUGGCUCGAUGACCUCUACCCGAGGGCAAAGUUUGCGGACGGACUGGCCAUCACUGAGAAACUCGGACAUAAGAAACGGAUGCAAAUUAUGCGGAGGGAGUGGAUCAACGAGGGAAAACCCAAGCGAUCGGAGGAGAUGGAGACGGGGCUUCAAGAAGGAGAACAGGAGGCUGAAGACACGGGCAUGACCCGUGCGGAUGACGAGCAUCAGGAGACAGAGCCGCGGAGUGACGGUGAGCAACAUCAGGCGAUGGAAGCACAAACCACACACACGGAUGCCGCGCCAAGCCAGUUCGCUGGGGAACCUGACGACGAUGAGUUGGAUGCCCUGCUGACGGAGGACGUCCCUGCCCCUACGGCGAUGCCCGCAACUUCGAGUCAGAGAGCCGAUGAACCCGACGAAGACGAACUGGAUGCUCUAUUUGCAGAAGAAAUGAACGGAGCGCCGGGGAGCGCACCCAUGAGCAGAUCGGGACCGGGACCAGCAUCAGAUUAUCGCAAAUCACCUCGGGAGGAAAACAAGGAUGAUGAGUUCGCAGAUGAGAUGGAGGCCAUGGAGGGGCUAGAGGAUUGGUAG
Messenger RNA from Lasiodiplodia theobromae, 927 nucleotides. RefSeq names its product Replication fork protection component Swi3. The record is from RefSeq and is a predicted model, not a curated record. NCBI's taxonomy places the organism in Eukaryota, Fungi, Ascomycota, Dothideomycetes, Botryosphaeriales, Botryosphaeriaceae. The coding region runs from base 1 to 927 and encodes 308 amino acids. Gene Ontology annotation, biological process: DNA replication checkpoint signaling; replication fork arrest; DNA damage response. Gene Ontology annotation, molecular function: DNA binding. The transcript has 3 exons. Gene Ontology annotation, cellular component: nucleus; replication fork protection complex.